This is a messenger RNA of Drosophila eugracilis, 1045 nucleotides long. RefSeq lists its product as uncharacterized. The transcript is spliced from 2 exons. Bases 238 to 1023 code for a protein of 261 amino acids. NCBI's taxonomy places the organism in Eukaryota, Metazoa, Arthropoda, Insecta, Diptera, Drosophilidae. Gene Ontology annotation, biological process: regulation of proteolysis; proteasome-mediated ubiquitin-dependent protein catabolic process. The record is from RefSeq and is a predicted model, not a curated record. Gene Ontology annotation, molecular function: ubiquitin protein ligase binding. Gene Ontology annotation, cellular component: cytoplasm.
UCCUUUCUACAUCGUUAUGUAAUCUCGCGGCACUGCUUUUUCUUGAAGAAUUGCCUACCGAUUCUUGAGCUUGGUCCUCAUUCUCUAAUAUAUCUUUCGGAGAAUUUUUCUUGGUUCUUCCCUGGCUGUUUUUACCCUCUUCCCCAGAGUCUGACAUUCCUGCCAGGGAAACUCCAAAUUAGUAUUCAAAAUUAUAUUCUAUGUGUAAACACACCCCCUAGAAAAUCCCCAGCCACUAUGAACUGCAAACUCCGACGUCUGGAUCUGCUACGCAAUGGGCAAAAGUCGGACUGUGAGCUGCAUGUCUGGCAUUUGGACAAGGUGAAGGGUAAGCGCUGUCAGCGUAUAUUCCGGUGCCACCAGGUGAUGCUCGUCUCCGCCUCCGAGGAAUUCGAGCGGCUGAUCAAGGAUCCCGUAUUCAAGAAUAACAAAAACGUGAUUAACGUUGAGGAUGCCUCCCCCACCGCCUACGAGGCACUGCUCCUAUAUAUCUACACUUACGAGGUCUGCAAUGCAGUCACAAUCGAAAUGUGUGGUGACCUCAUGCUCCUGGCCAAGAGGUAUAAGAUGCUAGACUUCAUCGACUGUUACAUCGACAAAUUGGCCAAUCAAGAUUGGCCCAUGGAGGUUAUUCUGCAGGUAUUCCAUCUGGCCAGUGAGCACAACCAUCCCGCUUUAAUGAAUCUGGUGGCAAAGAAAAUCAGGCCCAUUGCCACGCAAGUUCUCAAGGAUAACUCGUUUCUAACUUUGAGUAUAAAAGAGCUUAAAACUCUAAUGAUCAUCUUGAAGAAAGAGGGUGCUCUUUCCGACCAUCAACUACUGGAAUCCCUGAAGAACUAUCAGGAGGAAAACAACAUCCGCUAUAACAAUAUGGAGCAAUUUCAGCUGUUUGUGGAUGUGACCCAAAUGUUCAAAAAUGUUCUUUUUGAAGUGGAUGGCACUCUUGUCCUACCCGAAGAGGAAACUGUAAGGAACUCAACACGAGAAGCAGGCUCGAACACGUCAUUUUACAAUGGAAAAUAAUUAUACGCAAGAUUACAUACAU